Messenger RNA from Cryptomeria japonica (Japanese cedar), 1173 nucleotides. RefSeq names its product GDSL esterase/lipase At5g62930. Gene Ontology annotation, molecular function: hydrolase activity, acting on ester bonds. The record is from RefSeq and is a predicted model, not a curated record. The transcript is spliced from 6 exons. Bases 200 to 955 code for a protein of 251 amino acids. Lineage: Eukaryota; Viridiplantae; Streptophyta; Pinopsida; Cupressales; Cupressaceae.
UGCAACAUUUAAAAAGCUACUUAAUUUCAAAGAAUGUUUUAAUAUAGCUGCAUGCCCGCAGAAACUAACGAUACUUUUACCAACAUUGCAUGCUCAGACCUCUUUCCCUAUGAAAGGGCAAUAUACUUUCAAACGAAUUCCAACUGAACACUGCCAAGUUAGUCUUUAAUAAGUCAACCCAGAUCAGUAGAUAGAGACAAUGAGGCCCCAGUUUGUAUUGUUUGGUGAUUCAAUUACAGCGCGCUCAUUUGGAGACGGAGGAUGGGGUGCAUCCCUUGUUCAACGAUACUCUCGCAAGGCUGAUGUUGUUCUGCGAGGUUAUGGUGGUUACAACACACGAUGGGCCUUGUUCCUGCUCCCUCACAUCUUCCCUCUGGAGUCUUUGAAGCAACCAUCAGUGGUAACAGUUUUUUUUGGAGCUAAUGAUGCAGCUCUCCUAGGGAGGAGCAAUGAGCGGCAACAUGUGCCUCUUACAGAGUACAUGGCGAAUCUUCACCAAAUCAUAACUCAUUUGAAGAAAUGUUCAUCUUCGAUGCUGAUAAUGCUAAUCACUCCUCCCCCUGUUGAUGAAAAGGGGCGCAAGCAGUAUGCAAGGUCACUUGUUUUGGCUCAUCCUAGACUUUUAGCUACUUAUGGCGAAAAUGCUGUUGAUUUACCAGAACGAACUAAUGAAGUUGCAGGAGCCUAUGCAAAAUCUUGCCUAGAAGUUGCAAGUGAGGCUAGCAUUCCAGUAGUUGACUUAUGGUCAAGAAUGCAAGAGACCCCAGAAUGGCAACACAAAUAUUUGAGUGAUGGUUUACACCUUACCCCAGAUGGCAAUGCUAUCGUCUUCGAAGAGGUUCUCAAAAUACUCAAUGCAAGAGGUUUGAAUUUUAGUGACAUUCCAGAUGAUUUUCCACAUCAUUCUAUUAUCGAUGCCAGGGAUCCACAAAAAGCAUUCCAUGGCAGAGAAUGAUAGACCAUUCUUGUUGCACACUCGGGAAAAUAUAUAUCAAUUGCUUUGAUUUAUUUUUAUGUUGUUGUUAGUGUCGAUCUAUUUACUUAUCUGAUUGGAACUUGCAGCAUAUAUGGCGAAUAGCAAAAAAGAGUUUAUUGAUUGCCAACGACUGUUAUGUAUUCUCCAACCACUAUUACUUGUUCAUGGCUAAUCUUACUUGUCAGGUUUGAUAAUUA